CUCUUGAUGACAUCUACUCUUCUUUCUUCACAGAUUCCUUAUCUCCCACCAAGAAUCCAACCCUUCCUUCAUCUCCAACAAAGCCUUCACAUUCCUCUUUGCUACCAUUAAUGAUCCCAUAGCUCUCGCAUACCCUUGAUCCCUUGCUCUUCCUUCUCUCCCAAAUGGCGGCCACCAACUCUCUACAGUCCCUCCAUCACCAUCACUCCCUCCUCAAGUUCCUCCCCUCGGACACCUCCCCGCCCUCCUCCCUCUUCCUCAAGCCCACCACCUCCAUCUCCACUGCCACUAACAUUUCUCGCUCCCUCUCUAUUUCAACAACCACCACUGCCUACUCCAUCUCCCCCGCCACCUCCACUGCUCCCUCCACUUCCAAGACCUUCUCCCUCAACCUCCUCCAGCAACACCUCUCCGACCAAAACUUCCGCGAAGCCGAUGAGGAAACCCGCAGGCUGCUCAUAGUUCUAGCUGGUGAGGCAGCACAGAAACGUGGCUAUGUCUUCUUCUCUGAAGUCCAGUUCAUACCAGAACAAGACCUUAAAGACAUUGAUGAACUGUGGAAAAAGUACAGCAACAACAAAUUUGGAUACAGUGUUCAAAAGAGAAUAUGGCGACAAAAGGGUAACAAGGACUUCACCAAAUUUUUCAUCAAAGUUGGGUGGAUGAAGAAGCUUGAUACCGAGGUUGAGCAAUACAACUAUAGGUCUUUUCCUAAUGAGUUCAUUUGGGAGCUCAAUGAUGAUACUCCUGAAGGUCACUUGCCUCUGACAAACGCACUUAGAGGCAUACAGUUGCUCAACAACAUUCUUAGCCAUCCUGCUUUUGAGGUAGAUGGAGAAGUGGAGGAAGAUAAGGUUGAAAGCAAUGAAAAUGGAGGGCUUAAGGGAUUGAGGGAUAGCUCAAAGCCUCCAUUAAGCAACAGAGUAUUUAAAACAGAUUACAGCUUCUGAGUACGAAAUUUGAACACAACAAAAGAUGGGAUUUGGGUUGUUUUUUUUUUUACAUACAUGUAAUGAAAGUUGUUGAUCGACUGCUUUCUUUUUUAUUUAUUUUUCUUUAUUUUCAUGCUUCUGUUUAUUUUGGCCUUUUCAGUGAACAAAUAUUAAAUAUAAA
Messenger RNA from Populus nigra (black poplar), 1113 nucleotides. Its product is annotated as tetrapyrrole-binding protein, chloroplastic. Lineage: Eukaryota; Viridiplantae; Streptophyta; Magnoliopsida; Malpighiales; Salicaceae. The transcript has a single exon. Gene Ontology annotation, molecular function: tetrapyrrole binding. Bases 165 to 950 code for a protein of 261 amino acids. The record is from RefSeq and is a predicted model, not a curated record. Gene Ontology annotation, biological process: chloroplast-nucleus signaling pathway. Gene Ontology annotation, cellular component: chloroplast.